This is a messenger RNA of Diversispora eburnea, 825 nucleotides long. The record is from the annotation of a GenBank genome assembly. Lineage: Eukaryota; Fungi; Glomeromycota; Glomeromycetes; Diversisporales; Diversisporaceae.
AUGAACGAGCAAACUCGCUCUAGCUUAGUGUUUAUUAAUUCUAAUGAUUCAAAUCUUAAAAUGAAAAAUCACGUGGUAAACGACGUUCAAAAACAAUUAAGUCAACUUCCGUUUCCUCCUACCAUUAAGCCAAGCGAAUUAAUCUCAUUUGCUGAAGGUAGUAGUAUUCCAGCUAGAGCCCCUAACGCUUUCAUCAUCUAUCGCAAAUUAUUUAUUCAAAAUUCCAAAAAUAAUGGAUACACUUUUCCUAUGACUGUCAUUUCUACUAUGGCCUCCAAAUGUUGGAAGCUUGAACCGGACAAUGUCAAAAAGGAGUAUAAAAGAAUUGCGAGAGAAACGUUCAUUUAUCGAAAAAAAAUUUGUCCAAAACCAAAACGUGAAAGAAAAAGAAAAACAUGGCUUAUUGUUUCGGUUGAUCAAAUUAAUAAGAACCGGACUAAAUCUAAAAAAAAAUCGAAACCGUCACCAGUGAAUUCUAUUUCUACUAGUUCUUUUGUUAAUUUAGAGAAAGAACAAUCUAUACCUUCGAAUAUCGCUACUACUACAACAACUACUGCUGAAUAUAUCCAACAACAAAGCCAACAUUCAACUUCACCCACCGAAUCACGAUUUGAAUCUUUAAUUCAAGAUUUGGGCUUAUUCAAAGAGAGGACAGACAUUUUUGAUUCUCGAAAUGAAAGCAGUAAUAAUUCUUUUGGUUCCAAUCUCGAAUUUAAUUUCUUUCCAAUUCAAAAUGAAAAUUUAAAUAAUUUGUCAAACGAAAAUCAAUCAGGAAUUGAUAUUUAUGAUUCUAGAAAUUUAAACACACCAUAUUUUAAUAAUUGA